AUGCACUUUGAUCAGAUGAGGGUGGAUCUGACCACAGACACAGACUUGGUUCCAUGGGUGAAAGUCAAAGUGGUGAGAGAGCUUGUGAUCUCGCCCCGUGUGACAGAAGUUUUGCCCACCGCUAUGGUGGUGUUGCCCAAGGUUAUGGUAGUUCUGCUCCAGGAGAUUGAGUAUUUACCCCAGGAGAUGGCGUACUUAGUCUUCAGGAUUGAACUCUUGCCUUUAGUGAAGGAGGGUGUCCUUCGCUUGGACAUUAACGCUUUACGAAAGGAAGUGGUGGUGGUCCCGCGGCUGAAGCUGGCUCGUCCCAGUGCUACCGUUGUCUUCUGCCUUUGGAUAGUGGAGUCUCCCAUGGAGGUGGUGGUCACCCCCCUGAAGAUGGAGGUGUUGCCUAAGGAAACGGUGGUCUUUCCCCUGGCUAUAGAAGUUUUGCCCACUGCCAGGGCAGUCUUGCCCUCGAAGUACAUUUGUCUGCUGAGCGUGUGCAAUCGUGCUGUUUUCUUACAGUACACGCUUCCAUUAUAUUGCCUUGUGCCUUUCUCAGCAAACAAAAAGAUUCCCUCACACACUAAUAGCACCCAUGCAAAUUUUUUCAUAUUGGCAUCUUGUAUUUUUCUCCCCCUCAUUCCUCUCCCUCUAUUCUUCUCUUCCAGAUUCUCGGUGAAGACUCUCCUGGAAAAAUACACUGCAGAGCCCAUAGAUGACUCGUCUGAAGAAUUUAUCAACUUUGCUGCCAUUUUAGAGCACAUCCUCAGCCACCGCUUCAAAGGAUCAGGAGGGUGGUUCAGCUCAGAUGGGCAGCGCAGUUUCUGGGAAUAUAUCCGGCUGGCAUGCAGCAAGGUGCAGAAUAACUGCAUCACCAGCAUAGAGAACAUUGAGAACAUCAGCACAUCAAGGGCCAAGGGUCGGGCAUGGGUCCGAGUGGCACUGAUGGAGAAGCGUCUGUCUGAGUAUGUGGCCACAGCCCUAAGAGACACACGGACAACCAGGAGGUUCUACGAUGAUGGGGCCAUUAUGCUGAGAGAGGAAGCCACAGUUCUGACCGGCAUGCUGAUUGGGCUCAGCGCUAUAGACUUCAGUUUCUGCUUGAAAGGGGAGGUGCUGGAUGGCAAAUCUCCAGCUGUGAUAGACUACACCCCCUAUCUGAAGUUCACUCAGAGCUAUGACUACUUGAGUGAUGAGGAGGACCGCCGCAGUGUGGACAGCAGCAACAGUGAAGAGAGUGUCCCAGAGCAUCCCUACAUCCCUCUGGUCACAGACGAGGAGAGCUGGAGCAACAAAUGUCGCAAGAUGGAGCAGAGGUUUAAGAUCGUCUACGCCCAGAAGGGUUACCUGGAGGAGCUGGUGCGCUUGCGGGAGUCCCAGCUGAAGAAUGUGGAGGCAGAAAACAAGUGUCUGAGGUCCAGGGUGGAGGAGCUGACACGUCAGAGCCAACAGGAGAAGAAGGAGCUGGAGGCCAUCGUGCUGGAGCUUCAGGCACAACUCUCUGCCCUUAUUCCCUGUGAGUCCUCCCAUUUGGCUAAGGAGCUCUCCAUCCCCCUGGUCCAUCAGUGGUCCACCGUGAAGAACAACCAGGGUGACGUCAAGCUGUUCCGCAGGAGGAGUUUCCACAGUUUUGAGCAGCUUUCUGCUGAGGUCAGCCUGAACUCGGAUUCCCAGAAAAAUGGGAGACAGAAUGGGGAUAGUGCCUGGUCCUCAGCAGGAAAAGACUGCACCCCUUCCAUGCUUGGUUUGUGUGGCUCGCUGGCCUCUCUGCCAAGCUCUAAGUCCCUGGCCAGCCUUAAGUCCAGCGAGUGCUUAGUCAACAUCAGCAUGGAGCCCAGCCCUGCACUCUCCCCCAGCUAGGAAGCACAGAACAGACCGGAGCAGAGCUCUGAGCAGAGCCGAGCCCCCAGCUGACCCAGAGCCCACCCAACCCUAUCAGAACCCCCAGCCUGUUUUGCCUGGUGAUGCUGCGUUGACCAUGAAAUCUCCACCUGACUGCAACUCCCUCGCGACUACUAUCAUCCGUGUCAUCAACCCACUCAACGCGACUUCGCAUCCUUAGAGCACACCGAGAAUUAGACGGGAAAGACUCACCGCCACCUCUGGAUUUUUGUAUGAAUGGACAUGAAGUUGCAAUGAAGCUGAAAAUAUGCAUACUUUCUUCAUUCCUUGCUUGCCUUUCCAACAGUACUCCGUGCACAGACUACUGGUUAGUUGUAUCUGUGAGUCUGCUCAGUCAAGAUCAUGCGAUGCCUCUGGAAGAUUUUGGUUUCAUAAGUGUUUAAAGAAUCCUUUUUUCUUUUUUUCCUCUCAACUUCUCUGAAUGUUAUCCUUCCAUCCAUCA
This is a messenger RNA of Lampris incognitus (smalleye Pacific opah), 2329 nucleotides long. Its product is annotated as RUN domain-containing protein 3A-like. Bases 1 to 1845 code for a protein of 614 amino acids. The transcript has 13 exons. NCBI's taxonomy places the organism in Eukaryota, Metazoa, Chordata, Actinopteri, Lampriformes, Lampridae. The record is from RefSeq and is a predicted model, not a curated record. Gene Ontology annotation, cellular component: cytosol.